GCUACGGAGCCCCUGCGCCCCGCCCGCCUGGUCCUCGAGCGCCGGCAGGGGGCGCCGGAGCGUGGCUAAAAGGCGCAGCCAGCAGCGGGUGGCCCCAGUGGCGGAGCGCGCGGCGGGUGCGUGGCCAGGACCCACCGCCCGGGGAGGAGCGCAGCAGGCACCGGACCCUGGACGCCCGGCGGCGGGGACCCGACGGCGUUGCCUCCGCGCUCCCUGACUUCGGUGCGCGCCCCGCAGGCCUCCCGAGCGCGAUCCCCGCUCAUCCCGGGCUCCCCAUGGCCUCGGAGGCCCCGGCGUCCCCGAGAGCGCUGCUGCGCUGGACCGCACUGCUGCUCCUGGCCGCGCUGCUCCCGCUCGCGUCCGCGGCGGGGACCCCAGUUGACCACCCACUGAAGCCAAGGCAUGUGAAACUGCUGUCCACUAAAACGGGCCUGAAGGUCACGUGGGACCCACCCAAAGAUGCUACCCGUAGACCUGUGGAGCAUUACAACAUUGCCUAUGGGAAGUCACUGAAAAGUCUUAAGUACAUCAAGGUGAAUGCGGAGACAAACUCCUUCCUUAUUGAGGAUGUGGAGCCAGGGGUGGUGUACUUUGUGCUGGUUACCGCAGAAAACCACAGUGGAGUGAGCCGCCCGGUUUACAGAGCUGAGAGCCCACCCGGAGGUGAAUGGAUCAAGAUUGAUGGUUUUCCCAUUAAGGGUCCAGGACCAUUUAAUGAGACCGCCACAGAAAAGGAAGUGCCCAACAGGCCCUUGCGUAUGCGCAUCCGGUCCUCAGAUGACAGGCUGUCGGUUGCCUGGAAGGCGCCACGCCUGUCUGGAGCCAAGAGUCCGCGCAGAUCUCGGGGUUUUCUUCUGGGCUAUGGAGAGAGUGGCCGGAAGAUGAACUAUGUCCCGCUGACCAGAGAUGAGAGGACACAUGAAAUUAAAAAGCUUGCUUCAGAGUCCGUGUAUGUGGUCUCCUUGCAAUCCAUGAACUCCCAGGGGCGGAGUCAGCCCGUCUAUAGGGCUGCCCUCACGAAACGCAAGAUUUCAGAAGAGGCUGAGCUGGAUAUACCUGAAGACAUCACUGUCCGGGUUAUAUCGUCGCAAUCUGUGCUCGUAGCCUGGGUAGAUCCUGUUGUGGAAAAACAGAAGAAAGUUACUGCGUCAAGACAGUACACUGUGCGCUACCGAGAGAAAGGGGAGUCGGCAAGGUGGGAUUACAAGCAAGUGGCUAACAGGCGCGUGUUGGUGGAGAGCCUGAUUCCAGACACUGUAUAUGAAUUCGCAGUCCGCAUUUCACAGGGUGAAAGAGAAGGCAAAUGGAGCCCGUCCGUCUUCCAAAGAACGCCAGAGUCCGCUCCCACCACAGCUCCUGAGAACUUGAACAUCUGGCCAGUCAGCGGCAAGCCUACAGUAGUCACUGUAUCCUGGGACGCACUGCCGGAAACGGAGGGGAAAGUAAAAGAAUACAUUCUUUCAUAUGCCCCGGCUCUCAAACCAUUUGGAGCAAAGUCCCUCACCUUCUCUGGACACACUACUUCUGCCUUGGUGGACGGUCUGCAGCCUGGGGAACGCUAUCUGUUCAAAAUCCGGGCCGCAAACAGGAGAGGCCCCGGGCCACACUCCAAAGCCUUCAUUGUCGCUAUACCAACAACCAGUUCCAAUGAGGUCAACACCCAGCAGAACACAAAGGAGAGUUGGAAACAGGAAAAAGCCCAGCCUUCCACACCUGCUCCCCAAACCACAGCUGCCUCAGAACACACCUCCCCAAGCAGAAAUGUCAAGGAUCUUCUCCUUGAUUUAAAGAACAAAAUCCUGGCCAAUGGCGGGGUGCCCAGAAAAACCCAGCUUCGCCCUAAGAUAGGAAAAUUGGAUCCUCAGUCCACAGAACUCACUGACGAUGAGGAACUGGAUUCCCUUGAGGACCCUCGGUCCUCACAGUCAGCAGCCCAAGACCAGAGACGACCCCCGAGGCUACCAAGCAGAUCUGGCCACUGGGUCCCAGCUGCCGGCAAGACUCCAGGGAGGCCGGGGCUACCAGCACUGCAGCGGAAGGAAGGCAUGGAUAGACGUGGCCCCCCACUGGCCUCUCACCUUCACCCAGGGAUCACACCCUCAGUGGAGGCCUCUUCUGCCCACCACCAGGCCAGCUCUACAAACAAUGAUGCUCUGAACCGAGGCGAAGAUGAGCAAACAGGCUCCUCCCACCCCAAGACUGCUUCCCCCCAGCAGCUGUCUCCCAAGAGCCCCACCCCAGCGUGGCCAGCCCUGUCCCCCAGCCGCCACUCCAACUCUAGAAGCCCAGUGCACCCAGGCACAAACCCAGCCUCAUCUGCACUGAGGCCUCCCCAAUCUGCCACUGGUGUGGAAGAGUCCAGUGCUCCAACCCCACCCUUGAGGCGUUCUCCAAUGCAUAGAGGGUCCUCUCGGCUCCUGCCGGCCCAAACACAUACCAGAUCCCCGUUUUCCAGGGGCGGGAAGGGUGGGCACGAAGCCCCUGCAGCCAGUUCCCACGUGCCCUCACGGUCUGGGUCAGCCACGCCAUCCUCUGGCUCUUCUAGGACAGAGGGUCCGGAGGAAGAGGACACUUCUGAUGGUGGGGGCAACAGUGUCAGAGUCGCAGAAGACACCGGAAGGCAGGCUGAGGUCACUGCCCAGACCCAGCAGGCCCGGCCUGCCUCUGGACACUCCAGUUCGCUCCGGAAUAAGCCCUUCACCGCCCACAGCAGGAUUCCGAACAGGUUCCCCAGUGGCCGGGGACUAAGGCUGCAGUCCUCUGGGUCCCCUCAAUCUACACCAGCCUCAAGAAUCUUCACCAGGGCUCCUUCACAGCCAGCAUCCUACCCUAGACCUGGUUCAGAUGUCCAUGGAGAUGGUGAGGAUGAGGAACCACUUCCAGCCACUGUGGCCAAUGGCCACUUGCCUUCCUCCUCCAGGCACCCAGCUUCUGGGGGCCCCGACCCCCUAAGAAGAGGCUCCCAGCGAGGGGCCAGCUUGUACCAGAAGGAGCCCAUCCCAGAGAACCCCAAAGCUGUCGGAGCAGAUGUGCAUCCCCAGGGCAAAUCCUCACUAUCCUCCAAGGCACAGGACGUUCAACAGAGUACCGAGGACGAAGCACCCCAAACGCACCCAGUGUCCACAGGUCGGCUUCGGUCCCCUGCUCGGCCUCCAGCAGCGAGGCCACAGCCCUACCCUGGGUCCAGUGUUCCCAGAAGGAUGGCACCUGGCCGGACCGCAGAAAAGCAACACGAGGUCCCUGGUCCCCAAAGCAAGGACUCGGACCGGUCACUUUCCCAGCCCAGGCUAGCAAUUGCUCACGCAGGGCAUGACGAUCCCUUGUCACAGGGUAGCACCCACUCAGACCGGCACACAGCAAGCUCCCGUGGGGUGCGCCCUUCACCUCCCCAGGGCCAGGAUGAGGAAUCCCAGAACACCUAUGACGACAACAGCACCAAAGGCGAGGCCCCAGACACCCGGGCCCCCACGCACUCCACGCGUGCCAAGGAUGCCACCCCGUCCCUGCUCAAGCACAGCAGACCCCAGCCAGAGCACGGAGGCUCCUCUGGGAGGCCCAGCCGGCCCGCCAGCCUCCACCCCCGGGCCCAGGUCCCUGGCAGGGCUGGGGUCCAGACCACACCAGGGAAGAAGACCUCGCCUUCUAAGCGUCCCCAGUCAUCUGAGUCUCGGCAAUUGGUCUCCACCGAGGAGGAGGAGGAGCAGGAGGAGCAGGAGGAGGAAUUUUUAAAAGGCAAGGAAGACCCUGUGGCUGCCACUGUUCCAAAGCGGCCUUUUUCUUCCACUGCUCGGGGCAGCACAUAUGCUGCCCAGGAUAGGGCUGCCCCGCGGAGCCCUGUGCAGGAAAAUGGAAAGAGACCACCAGGCAGCCCUCUAAGGGCCUCACACCUGCCUACCGAACACCUGCCUCGCAACCCGGCCACGGUCAGUCCCAUCCCGAGCACACACUCCUGGCCAAGGCACGCCACCCAUGCCCCUCCCAGCUUCUCCUCCACCACGCCCAUGCUCUCCUUGCGCCAGAGGAUGCAACGCAGAUUCCGGACCCCUGUCUCCCGCCAGUCUCCGCCUCUGAGACCUGUGCACAGUCAAGGAUCCAAUGGCAGAGCAAAUGCAGAAGAGACAAUUCUUCCUGGUAGUAUUGGAAAACCCAGUGGACAAAGAAUUAUCCAUGGUCCUCAAGGAACAAAGUGGGUUGUGGACCUUGAUCGCGGGUUAGUCUUGAAUGCAGAAGGGAGGUACCUCCAAGAUUCCCAUGGAAAUCCUCUUCGGGUGAAACUGGGGGGAGAUGGUCGCACCAUUGUGGAUCUGGGAGGAACCCCUGUGGUGAGUCCUGAUGGCCUCCCCCUCUUCGGGCAGGGGAGACAUGGCAAACCCCUGGCCAGUGCCCAGGAUAAACCCAUCUUGAGUCUUGGAGGGAAGCCCUUGGUGGGCUUGGAAGUCAUCAGGACAACCACUCAUCCUCCUACCACAACCAUGCCACCAACCACAACGACCACCACCGUGCCAACCACUACCACCCCGCCAACCACUACAACCCCAUUGACCACUACAACCCUACAGCCCACCACUACCACCCGCCGUACCACCACCCGCCGCACAACCACCACCAGGCGUCCUACAACUACAGUCCGAGCUACUCGGAGGACCACCACCACCACCACCACCACCACCACCCCGGAACCCACCACCCCUACCCCUACCUGUCCCCCUGGGAUGCUGGAACAACAGGAUGAAGAUGGGAACCUGAUAAUGGGCUCAAAUGGAAUCCCAGAGUGCUACCCGGAGGAAGAUGACUUCUCAGGUUUGGAGACUGGCACAGCGGUACCCACGGAAGAGGACUAUGUUGUAUAUGAUGACGAUUAUGAAUUUGAGACCACAAGACCACCGGCCACCACCAUGCCCUCGACCACUGCUGCCAUGCAGAAGGUCAUCCCAGAGGAAGGCACGGUCAGCUCCUUCCCUGAGGAAGAAUUUGAUCUGGCUGGAAAGAAGCGAUUUGUUGCCCCUUAUGUGACAUACCUCAGUAAAGAUCCAUCAGCCCCUUGUUCUCUGACUGAUGCCUUGGAUCAUUUCCAAGUGGAGAGCUUGGAUGAAAUCAUUCCAAAGGACCUGACGAAGAGUGAGCUUCCUCCUCAGCAUACUCCCCGCAACAUCACUGUGGUGGCCGUUGAAGGCUGCCACUCGUUUGUCAUUGUGGACUGGGACAAAGCCAUCCCUGGAGAUGUGGUAACAGGGUACUUGGUCUACAGUGCUUCCUACGAGGACUUCAUCAGGAAUAAGUGGUCUACUCAAGCUUCAUCAGUGACCCAUUUGCCCAUUGAGAACCUGAAGCCAAACACAAGAUAUUACUUUAAAGUUCAAGCCAAGAAUCCCCAUGGUUAUGGCCCCGUCAGUCCUUCCGUCUCAUUUGUUACAGAAUCAGACAAUCCUCUGCUUGUGGUAAGGCCACCAGGUGGUGAACCCAUCUGGAUCCCAUUUGCUUUCAAGCAUGACCCUGGCUACACAGACUGUCAUGGCCGGCAAUAUGUGAAGCGGACAUGGUACAGGAAAUUUGUGGGAGUUGUCCUUUGUAAUUCACUAAGGUAUAAAAUCUACCUCAGUGACAAUCUGAAAGACACAUUCUACAGCAUUGGAGACAGCUGGGGAAGAGGUGAAGACCAUUGUCAGUUUGUGGAUUCACAUCUUGAUGGAAGAACAGGGCCCCAGUCCUAUAUAGAAGCCCUUCCCACAAUUCAAG
Molecule: messenger RNA, 5736 nt
Organism: Nannospalax galili (Upper Galilee mountains blind mole rat)
Lineage: Eukaryota; Metazoa; Chordata; Mammalia; Rodentia; Spalacidae
Gene: Fndc1
Product: fibronectin type III domain containing 1
Molecular function (GO): protein binding
Source: RefSeq, a predicted model, not a curated record